This is a messenger RNA of Hymenoscyphus albidus, 2046 nucleotides long. The record is from the annotation of a GenBank genome assembly. Lineage: Eukaryota; Fungi; Ascomycota; Leotiomycetes; Helotiales; Helotiaceae.
CUGCGUCCCUGUCCCGCAUUCUUGGAACAAUUCCCAAGUACUUCAACAUGUAAAAUCUUGCUUGGGCUUGACUUUAUCCAGGAAGGCUUUUCUGUGUCAACACAAUGCGUCUUCACUCGGUUACCCGGUCUGUUCUCCAACAAGUCAAUUUCUCGAGAGGCGUUAGGUUGGCGGGAGGAUUUCCGGGACAUCGUGCCUUCCAUUCGUCAAGAAAGUGUCAAGUUGUUAAGCCGUUUCUGCUGGCAGAUAUCGGAGAAGGUGGGGUUUUUUGGUUGGAUUGUUCCUGAUUACUGGACAUGGUCUAACUCAGUCUGUAGGAAUCAGAGAUUGCGAAAUCAUACAAUGGUUUGUCGAACCGGAAGCGCGAGUGGAAGAAUGGGACAAGUUGUGUGAGGUCCAGAGCGAUAAGGCCUCCGUGGAAAUUACAAGCAGAUUCGGUGGUGUGAUCAAGAAGUUACAUUACGAGGCUGGGGAUAUGGCAAAAGUUGGAAAACCGCUGCUGGAUAUUGACAUUCAAAGUGAGGUCAAUGAGAAAGACCUGGCAGAGUUGACGGGGUCUCCUGUCAAAGAAGACGCAACGGAUAGUAAUCCGGUCCAUACAAACGAGGAACCCAAAUCCUCUUCAUCAAUACCCGCUUCAAACCAGAGUAAUACUGCGAGUAGUCGGGACUCUUCAUCACGAACAUCCACGCCAAGCGAGAAUGCUACUGCAACCAACUAUAAACCUAAAGGCAAACAUGCAUCAUUAGCCACGCCAGCAGUCAGACACCUUACAAAAGAGUUAAAGAUUGGCCUCGCAGAUAUUCAAGGCACAGGGAGAGAAGGAAGGGUCAUGAAAGAAGAUGUGCAUGCAUUUGCCAGGCAACGGGCGGCUAGCGGAUCCCCAGCCCAACAAACCCCUUCUUCGCUUGCAGUCAACAACACGAAUGCAGCUGCUGCCAGCGCAAAACAGAUCGAGAUGGCAGUCCCCUUGACAAACACGCAGUCUCAAAUGUUCAAGUCCAUGACCAAAGCCCUGUCCAAACCUCACUUCCUUUACGCCGAUGAGCUAGACUUCAACAAGCUCUCGGAACUACGCUCGAGGCUAAAUAAAAGCCUCACCAAGUCACCUGUAGAGGAAGUCAGCAAAUUGUCCUUCUUGCCGUUCAUUGUCAAGGCCAUGUCUUUGGCGCUGGACCGUUACCCCAUGCUGAAUGCAAGAGUCGACGCGGAAGCCGGAUCAGGGAAGCCGGUCAUGAUACACCGCAGUCAACACAACAUCGGCGUGGCUAUGGACACUCCAUCAGGACUAUUGGUUCCAGUCAUCAAGAACGUUGCCAGUCUCAACAUUAUUGGCAUCGCCGCGGAACUCAGCCGGCUGCAAAGCCUAGCUGCAUCUGGCAAGCUCUCAACCCAGGAUUUGACGGGUGGGACCAUCACGCUAUCGAAUAUAGGAAAUAUUGGAGGGACGUAUGUUUCUCCAGUCAUUGUCGAAAAGGAGGUUGCGAUCCUCGGAGUCGGGAAGAUGAGAACCAUCCCAGCAUUUGGCGAGGACGGCCAAGUUAUACCCAAGCAGGUGUGCAACUUCAGUUGGAGUGCGGACCACCGGGUUAUCGAUGGAGCGACGAUGGCACGAGCUGCUGAGGUGGUCAAGGGAUAUGUCGAAGACCCAGACAGUAUGAUCAUGCGUCUGAGAUAAUGCGGCCUGCUUGGGUUGCAAAAGAAACAACCUCUGGGAAUGCAGCGGAAGCACUUCCGGUCCAACGAUUUGCGUUGGAUGUGUGGGAGUACAAAAGCCCAAAGGGCCUGGUCUGAAAUCAUGGCAUCGCAUUGGCGAUGCUGGACGGCCACCAAUAACACUCUUGCCUGGCAUCAGCCUCACGAUGCUGUGCUACCAAGGCAGUUGUGCACUGGUUGACCCGCAGUAAGCAGACAUUGGGAACAACGGGCCUGUUCUUCCGCAAUGGGACUGGGGAUGCUGUUGGCGUUACAGCAUAUAUAUGUAGACAUAGAUCGCUUAGAGCAAAAGAGACGCGAGACACUUUAACCAAGCGGAAGAUUUCCUUG